GUGAUCUGGUGGUCUUCAGGGAAGGAGGCGCAGAGUGGGGUUAUCAAGGUCUGAUUGAGGGUGACGAGAUAUCUUUCCUUUGGGGUUUUAAUCCCACAAAGUAUGUUCUAUCAAUGUACUUUGGCUGACUGCUUGGCUCUGGUCAUUCUUUCAGGAUUCUCUGGCGUUGGGCAUGAUGCUCAUGUGCCGCGCACAGCGGUAGGCGAUAAGGCUUGUUGACGUUUUAUUGGCCUCUCCAAAUGUGUCCUUUCGGCGUUGGCGCCAGUAAGGCUGUCCGGCUAUCGAUCUCUGUGGAAUUUCCAUUAUUUUUCAGUUCAAAAUUGGGCAGGAGUUGUCGGCGUGCUAUUUUUCCGUUUAUAGGACCGAGUCGCAUCGAAUCAAUGUCUGUCUGGCGUUUUUCUUGGAAGGCUAUUUUUCAUGGGCUAGUUUCAGCUUUUCCUACCCGCAAUUCGUUUGUUUGGGCGCUUCUGAAGAAAUUGGAGUGUUUAGAGUCUGUCAGGGCUAUGACGCAACAGCACCAUAGCUGCAGGUGGAGGCUUCUGCUGUUCACUUCACAUCUGCCCUCAAGGAAGCUCUCUGCCCUGCCAAAGUCUGUCUUUCCUCCUGGAGCUCUGUCCUGCAGUCCUCGCAGCCAAGCCCCUUAGGGCUGCAGGACUGGGGGGAACCUCCUCCUCCUGUUCCCUCCCGCCUGCAGAAGAGGCAAAGAACAUUUCAAAGGCAGAGAACGAGGAGGCUGCGAAGAAUCGCAGAGGCUUUCCACACAGACUUUGCUGCGUUGAGAAACAAAAGGUGCGUGGAACUGUGGCUCUGCUGGAUUGCGGAGGAAAAAAGACCGGGGGGCGCAUCUUCCUGUUGUGCACGCAGCGGCAGAGAAGCGGCGGGCCACACAAACAGACAAGUCUCGGAAGUUCUCUAAUUUGAGGAGGCGGGGGAGGAGGCGGGAGGGGAGGCAGGAGGCGCAGCUUGUGAAAUAAUAAUGCGGUUCUCAUUUAUCCUUCGGUAAGUCGAGUUUGUUGCCUAACUUCAGCCUAAAGGUGGGUAUCAAAGAUGGUAGGUGGUUUUGGGGAGCAUUGUACCGAGUGAGAAGAUGGACCGGCCUGUUUGGCUGGUCCUCUUUGGGCAGCAGCGGAUCAUGUUCAUAAUGAUGAGCAUGACGAUGACGGUCUUGGUGGUGGUCAUGGUGGCUAUGGUGAUGAUGUUUGUGUGGCAGCAGGGUAUGUUGAUGAUUGCGAUGGUGAGGAUGAUGAUGAUGGUUGUGAUAAUGGCAGCUCAUGAUCAUGAUGGUGAUAAUGAUGAUGGCGUAGCAUGUUGGGGUAUGUCGACGAUGAGGGUGACGAUGAUGGCUAAGAAGCAGCAGAGUAGGAUGUGUGGAUGAUGAAGGUGUUUUGAAAGCAAGCUGUAAACGGCGAUCACAACCUGGCGUCUCUAUUGGGUUAUGCAAGAGCACACACACACAGCAUAGCAGAGCUUGCGAGCACACAAUCUUGCAUCUCAGAGUGCCCAGCAGAUCGUGUUGAUUGAGGAAUUCGUCGUCAGACUGAUGCUUCGUUAUUUCCAUGGAUUACGGAGUGGAUGGAAGAAUGAAGGACUGAAGUUGAAGCGGUCGGUCAUUCCUCCUCUGAAAGAGUGUAUUGAAAGAGAUCGGAGGUGGAGAAAAUGCGCGGAAACAAUUUCUACGAGCCACUACUACUGCCUUUCCCACUUUCAAAUUUUUUUUUCCCCCCCCUCUCGGGUCAACUCUGCGGGUUCAUCUUGUGCCCUCUCACCUCAGUCGCUCGCGGCUUGUGUCUGUGCUCGGUCUGUUUGGCCUCCCAGUCGCAUUCCUUAUGAGGUUUCUCAUCAUCUCAUCCGAAUGUGUGCGUCCAGCGGGGCUGCUUGCUCCCAUCUCCCAUCUCCCUCUCCCUCUUUGUUCAACUUACCAUGCACUUGGGACUGAUCUGUCGAUCAUUCAUUUGUCUAUGUCUGAUGGAUGCCUAAGUGCCCACACUCGUCUAUGUUCAGGUGUUCUGUGUUUUUUGCGAAGUCGGGGAUCGGUGCCUUCUCCAACCACUCAUGAGGUAGGUUGUCUUCCUCAUGCUUCAACCGUUGAUUUCGGUAGCCAAGAAAAUUGGCGAUUUCGGUCAUUAGCGCUAGCCUGAACUUGACAUGCACGUAACUGUUAGUAAACAGUGCAUGAGUUC
Messenger RNA from Chara braunii, 2180 nucleotides. NCBI's taxonomy places the organism in Eukaryota, Viridiplantae, Streptophyta, Charophyceae, Charales, Characeae. The record is from the annotation of a GenBank genome assembly.